AUGGCGACGCUCGCUGAGAAAUUCGAGAAAAUCAAGUCGCCCAAGCUUCAGAACCAGCAUCAUACAGCAGUCGUUCUGAAUGCCGUCGAAGAUACCCUGCGCGACCAAAAAGCCGAUUUCUCCGCAACAGCAUACUUUGCAGCUCUCCUCGCUCUACUGAGCCAGGCCCUCAACACCACCCAUGGCAUCGUGAACAAAGAUCUAGCCACCUCUGUGGUUUACCUGCUUGAUAUCACCGCCGAAGAAGUCCCCGCUCCAUUACUGCGAUCAAAAUUCGCCCAAAUUCUAUCCAGUCUCGUGCCCGCAUUGACACUCGCCGACGUCGAAGCUCCUCUCCUCCGCCCCUCAAUCGGUAUUCUAGAGACCCUCCUCGUUGCCCAAGAUGCCAAUUCCUGGGCCCUACCGCAAACACAAAUUGGUCCACGCCGCGCCACAGCUGGUCUGUUGAAUUUGGCCGUCGACCAUCGUCCCAAAGUCCGCAAGCGAGCGCAAGAUGCUUUGGUCAAGGUCCUCAAGACCCCGCCUCCGAGUCCGUCGCUCGACCACCCAGCGGCAGAUAUGUGUGCAGAAACCGCUUUGCAGACAUUGGUGGAGAGUGUAGCUGCAGCGGGAAAGAUCAAAAAGAAUAAACAUAGCAAACAGGACAAGGAUAGCAGUCACCAUGAACCGGCUAUUAUUCAUGCUUUGCAUCUUGUCAAGACCGUUGCCGCUGCAUCGGGAGGAUGGCCCAGCAAGAAAAUCGAACCGCUGUGCGAAUUGCUCAUGAACGUGUCCCGAUCAAGCAACGAAUACAUCACCAUGGGCGCAUUUGAAGUAUUCGAAGUGAUUUUUGAAGGCAUGGCCGAUGAAUUUUCGUCCUCGAAACUGCCCCGCUUAUUGGAGGCUAUUCAAGAAUUGAGACCGGCGCAAAACGACUCUCAACUUCUCCCACCCUGGAUCGCAGUCUUGUCGCGUGGAUAUGACGUUUCGGCUCAAAUCAACCCAGAAGACACGUUUGAGAAGCUGCCCGGUCUUUUUGAAUUGAUUGCUUCUUUCUUGUCGUCGCCUUCAAAGAAUAUUCGCAUUUCUGCUUCGGAAUGUCUCAUUUCUUUCCUCGCUAAUUGCGUUCCGGAUAAUGUGAUCCUCGAGCCGUCUAUUUACGAUGAAAAGACUUUGGAAAAGUUGGCUAAAUUUGCUUCGGAGCUUUUGUCGGUCAAGUACCAGGCCGCUUGGGUCGAAGUCUUCAACGUGUGCGCAGCGAUGUUUGAGGCUUUCAAAUGGCGAUCGACUCCUUACCUUGUCAAUAUUGUUCGCACAAUUGGCGAAUUGCGUAGCAACGAUUCCUUCCAGGGCAAGAAAGAAGCCGAUGAAGUCCUCGGUCGCGCGGUCUAUGCAAUGGGACCGGCCGAAAUCCUUCGCAUCUUGCCUCUUAACAUAAUCGAACAGAAAGCUGGCCAGCCCGGUCGUGUUUGGCUUUUGCCUAUCCUUCGCGACAAUGCUUCUAAUACGCAUUUGGCACAUUUCCGUUCGGAGAUGGUUCCUUUGAGUGAAGCUUUGUAUCAACGAGUCCUAGAGUUUGGACAGGCAGAAAAGACUGUUGAAGUCAAGAUCUUCGAAACCAUCAUUCAACAAAUUUGGUCCAUUUUGCCGGGAUACUGCGAGUUGCCGCUUGAUUUGGAAACGGGAUUUGAUCAGGGAUUCGCCGAACUAUUGUCGAAUGUGCUUUACAAACAAACCGAAUUGCGAGUCGAUAUCUGUCGCGCGCUGCAGAAUCUUGUUGAAUCCAACCAAGCUAUCGUCGAGGUGGAUACCGGUGCCGAUGGUGAGAAUCUUGUUCUACAACGACGAAUCACAAAAGCAACUGCAAAGAAGAACCUCGCCCAUUUGUCAGGUUUUGCGAGCAACCUGCUGGCUGUUCUAUUUAAUGUGUACAGCCAGACUUUGCCUCAUUAUCGUGGAUUUAUUUUGCAGUGUGUCAAUGCGUAUUUGAGCAUUACUCCUGAAAAGGAACUCGAGGAAACAUUCAUCCGUGUGACCGGCCUGCUCGAAUCUGAACUCCCAUCAGAAGAACAGGCUGCCAAACAGGGCAAUCUGCAAAAAGGCACAGACAACAACAAGAUGCCGCCGACAUCACACACACUCAUUGAUCUACUUAUCGCCAUGUCCAUCUACUUACCCCGAACGAGUUUCGCAAACCUCUUCCGCAUUGCGGCGGUAGUGCUGAACAGAGAUGCAUCCGAUCCCCAACUUAUCAAAAAGGCAUACAAACUCAUUCCUCGUCUCGCAACCACGGAAACUGGACGGAGUGCAUUGAUUGAGCGCAGCGAUGAACUACAAACUUUGCUAUUGUCAACAGCUGACAAAACACCCUCACCUGCCCGUCGCGACAGACUGCUCGCAAUUCACGAACUCGUCACAUAUCUACCAACCUCAGACCUGCACUUCAUUCCGUCGAUAUUACCCGAAGUUAUCCUUGGAUGCAAAGAAUCAAACGACAAAGCUCGUACAGCAGCCUUUGAUCUCUUGAUUCACCUCGCCAAACGCAUCACGGAUACCGCGCGCAACCCCGCGGGCACAGUGAUCCGCAACUCUCUAGUCCCGCACAUGCCAAACGACACGCCCGAUGCAGCAGCCAAUCUCGAGGAAUUCUUCACAAUGGUCUCUGCUGGUUUGGCGGGUACAUCGCCACACAUGGUCGCCGCAUCAGUUACAGCCUUGUCUCGUCUAUUCUUCGAAUAUCGCACCGAAUUGACCUCUGAAACAUUAUCCAAUCUCGUCGAAACAGUCGAAUUGUUCCUGACUAGCAACAACCGCGAAAUCGUGCGAUCUGUCCUUGGAUUCGCCAAAGUUGCUGUUGUCUGUCUGCCGGAAGAUAUGCUCCGACCCCGCCUCAACUCCCUCGUGCCAAACCUCAUGGUCUGGAGUAAAGAGCACAAGGGACGUCUUCGCACCAAAGUCAAGGGUAUCCUCGAUCGUCUCGUCCGCAGAUUCGGUGCCCCCCUCAUUGAGGGAUUGGUCGGUGAAGCAGACCGCAAAUUGGUCGUGAACAUCCGCAAGGAGCGCGAACGUAAGAAGAGAAAGAAGAAGGAAGGUGCCGAAAACGAUGAGGAUGACGAGGCAACCGGCAAAGCAGGUGGCUUCUCGAACGAAUUUGACAGAGCCGUCUACGGCUCCGAUGUCUCUUCCGACGAGGACUCAGACAGCGAAGUCGAAGCUCAACCAAAGAAGGGCGGUAAACGAGGCGGCCUCACAAAGGGAGAACAAUACAUCCGCGAACUCUCCCCCGAAUCGAAUCCUCUCGAUCUUUUGGCUCCCGACGCGCUGGCUUCGAUAUCAACCACCAAACCUUCCUUGCGCUUCUUGGAUAACGGAGUUGGCAAGAACCGCAAACGACACGGUGCAAAGGUCGAUGUUGACGGUAAACUGAUCCUCCGCGAGGGCGCCGACCACGAGCAAGAUUACGAAAUGACCAGCGGUGCAGGAGGAGCAGAACAUACCGGCGCAAGCGGUAUAAACGCCUACCUCGACGCAGUCAGAGGGCCCAACGCAGUCCGAAGGGGACAAAAGGGUCGCCUAAAGUUUGGCAAGAAGGACAACGAUGGCAUGGACAUUGACGACGACGAAGACGACAACAACAACAACGACCUGAAAUCAAAAGCCGGCGGAAUCGCAGCUGGAAGAAGAGGCCUAGGCGUGCCCAAGACCUACGGCGCAUCUACAGCAGCGAACAAGACGAAAGGCAGAAUUGAGAAGCGAAGAAUAAGUGGUAGUGGAGCUGGGAGGGGAGGAAGGGGAGGAAGGGGAGGAAGGGGAGGGUUUGUAGCUAGGUCUAGGGGGCACGGGGGCCGGCGUUGA
Messenger RNA from Talaromyces marneffei, 3834 nucleotides. RefSeq lists its product as uncharacterized. The transcript is spliced from 3 exons. The record is from RefSeq and is a predicted model, not a curated record. The coding region runs from base 1 to 3834 and encodes 1277 amino acids. Lineage: Eukaryota; Fungi; Ascomycota; Eurotiomycetes; Eurotiales; Trichocomaceae.